Molecule: messenger RNA, 1746 nt
Organism: Triticum dicoccoides
Lineage: Eukaryota; Viridiplantae; Streptophyta; Magnoliopsida; Poales; Poaceae
Exons: 2
Coding region: 126-1373 (415 amino acids)
Molecular function (GO): protein binding
Source: RefSeq, a predicted model, not a curated record
GUCAGGAGACAAGAUAACGCGGCCGCCGCUCUAUUUCCCUUUCCGGCUUCCGAACCCUAGAGCUCCGGCGACGGUCGAGGCGACAUCCCCGAGGUACCACCGAUCCCCGAUCCGAGGAGCAAGCGAUGCCGCCAGGACGAGGACGGCGUGGCCGCACGGAGCAGCGCCACCCGCCGGAGACCGGCCGCCGCGACGAGGGUGCUCCGUCACGUCCCACGCCGCCGUUCCCCGCCUUCGCUUCUCAGGGGAUGAAGACGAGGAGGCCGAGGCAGCCGCCGCCGGCGAGCCUCCCCUUCGCCGAGAUCCUGUCGCGGGUGCCCUACCGGUCGCUCUGCCGCUUCCGGUGCGUGUCCAAGGCGUGGCGAGUCCUCUGCUCCCACCGGGCCAUCCAAAGGAGGGUGCCGCAGACCCUCUCCGGAUUCUUCCACACCCACCACUCGGACGGCGGCCUCCGUUUCAGCAAUCUGUCCGGGGGAGGCGCCCCUCUGGUCGACGCUUCGCUCCCUUUCCUCCGCAGGAGGUACGCGAGCGUCAAGCUCGAGCAAUGCAGCAGCAGCCUUCUCCUCUGCAAAUGCCGGGAAUCCGAGGAAGACGAGGAAUGCGAUUACGUCGUGUGCAAUCCUAUGACCCGGCAGUGGACCGUGCUGCCUCCUAUAGUAUGGCAGGACGAAGAGGAUGGUGAACCUGUGUAUUUCAGAGUGGUGCAGCCCUUCCUGGGUUUCGACCCGGCCUUUCCAUCUCGCUUUGUGGUGUUUUCGCCCCUGGUCGAGGUGUGCGACGAUGUGGCGAUAUACUCGUCGGAAACUGGGCGAUGGACUCGCAACAGUGAGUGGGGGGAUAACAGCGAGUAUCCUUCUUUUUCUGCAGAAUGUGCCUUCCUGAAUGGCAUGAUGCAUUUUCUGCAUCUGGUGAUCGAGGAACCUUUAAUUGCCGUAGUGGACACAGAGGGGGAUGUUUGUGGGGAAAUUACUCUGCCGGAAGGAAUGGAAGACGCCAGUUCUGGUUAUAGUUCAAUUGGGUACUCUCAAGGGAAAUUGCAUGCCUGGUAUAUGCAUCCUCAUUAUUACGAACUCUCUGUGUGGGUACUUGAGGAUUAUGCUAGUGAAAAGUGGACCCUAAAGCAUACUGUUGACGUUCCAGAACUGUUUGGAAGGGAAUCCACUGAAGAGGAUUGUGACGAAGAGGACAGGACCUAUAAGUAUGAGAUGUUUGCAAUUCAUCCAGAGCAUAAUUUGAUUUUCCUUACUGACUGGAAGGAGGUGAAUCUGUCCUAUGAUAUGGAUAGCAAGGAAGUGCAUCUUAUGUGCACUUCUGGAGAUUUCCUGGGUGGCCUACCUUAUAUUCCCUCUUUUGCGGAUCUGGUUGUUGGAUGAUUGCUGAAAGUCGCUACUGCUUGAUGCACUUAACGGGUGGCACUAACGCCUUUGUAAAAAUCAGUUGUUUGGUGUGUGCGCGCCUAAUCUUCUAGUUCUGUGGCACAGGUUUGGAUAUGUGGUCCUAUCGUUCCAAAUUGUGCUUUUCAGGUGCAUGCCUUUCGUGGCUUUGAACAAUGUUGGUUAGCCGAUGAUGUUUUGUAGUGUUUGGAUAUGUCGCGGCUUUGAACAAUGUUGGUUAGCCGUAGAUAUUUUGUAAGAGAGAAGCGGUCCAAUGUGUAAUGCUUAGUUGUAUGAAUGACCUAGUCCCCUAUAUAUUUGCUUUCAUGUAGUACUAACUGCUGCAACACUUCUUAUCUGUUCACGUGGGCUG